Molecule: messenger RNA, 389 nt
Organism: Serpula lacrymans var. lacrymans S7.9
Lineage: Eukaryota; Fungi; Basidiomycota; Agaricomycetes; Boletales; Serpulaceae
Exons: 3
Coding region: 153-335 (60 amino acids)
Source: RefSeq, a predicted model, not a curated record
GGGACCCCCCCCACCUCCCCCUGUUGGGUGAUUUUUCGAUACACGCAACACAGAAUACGUGACCACAGGUAAAGGCUUGGUACAUGAAUUAUCUUUGCAAGAGAACUUGUCAAAACAGACGCAACAUUUCGGGCGCAUGAUCGGUGUGCAACAUGUCACGGAAAGAUGUGGAAGGCAUGAAUGAACAAGUCAAAUGUCGAGGUCCUAGGAUUCUACUAGUAACAUACAACAUACUCGUCUCGGCUGAUAAGCAUUGCAUCGUUGGACAGGGUGUUGAUUUUGAAAGAAAAGACGCAGAUUGUGAUUGGAUAUCAUCAAUCUGUGCGUACCGGUGACCGACACGUAGAAGUCAGGUCUACUGGCCAUUCGUGGAGCGAUUCAAGUAUAUC